AUGCUCGCUGGCCAAGGUCUCGAGAUUCUCGCAGAGCGGUACCAAGACGAGGUAGUAGGACAGGUCAGAUCUUCGAGCCAAGUACCUGAUGGCGACGGCUGGACCGAGCUACCUGACCUGAUCAGCUUUGUCGAGUGUCACGUCCUGGAAGCUGCCACUCGUGCUCUGUACGGCCCGCAUCUGGUGGGCUUGAACCCGACUAUCGCUGCCGAUUUCUGGAAUUUCAAUCGCCGUGUGAAGUCCAUGUUCAUGGGUGUGCCCAAGUGGAUGAAUCCUCUAGCCGUUCGGGCCCGCAACAAAAUGACAGACAACAUCAAGCGCUGGCAGCGAUACAAUGCUGCCAACUGCAACAUCGACGACAUCCCUGAGGAAGUCGAGUGGGAGCCAUUUUACGGCAGCAAGUAUACGCGUGUUCGCCAACAGCUUCUGACAAAGCGUGGAAUCAUGAACGAAUCGGCCCGUGCCGCUGAGAAUCUUGCAUUUGUAUGGGCAACCAAUGCAAACUCGGUCCCCGCCGCCUGCUGGUUCUUGCUCGAGACACUUCACGAUCCAUCCCUCUACAAACGUGUACAAGAGAGUCUCCAAGGCGCCAGAAUCACCGACACUGACAAGUCCCUCGCCUUCGACAUGACCAAGCUGACCAACGACACCCUGCUACAGUCAAUCUUCGCCGAGAUACUUCGCUUGCGCGUAGCCGCACUCGUCGUCCGUGAGCCUACCGUUGAUCACUUUUCUCUCCCUGGAGGAUGGUACAUCAAGCAGCACGAGACGAUAAGUAUGUCAACACGCACCGAGCUCAUGGAUCCCAACGUGUGGAACGCCGGCAAUGCUGCUUCCCCGCAUCCACUCGACAAGUUCUGGGCGGAGCGCUUCAUAGUAUACCCGGACGAUCCGCGCAGCGGGCCACUCAAAGAGCCUAAGCGUCGUCUUAAACCCGCUCCAUCGAAAGAUGGCAAGAGUACGAACGAGGGUUCCUUCUCCCUUGACGGUUGCACUUGGCAUUGGGUGCCUUUCGGCGGAGGACGACAGCUCUGUCCUGGUCGUCACUUUGCUAAGCGGGAGAUCCUCCUUACUUCGGCCAUCUUUUUGUCGACUUUUGAGAUUGAGUUGAUGGUUGAUAAGUUGCCGGGGCCGGAUAAGGGGAUUUAUGGGUUUGGGACAAUGCCUCCUAAGGGCAAGGUGCCUUGUCGUAUACGCAGACGCCGCGAAUAA
Messenger RNA from Mollisia scopiformis, 1212 nucleotides. Its product is annotated as cytochrome P450. Gene Ontology annotation, molecular function: steroid hydroxylase activity; heme binding; iron ion binding. The record is from RefSeq and is a predicted model, not a curated record. The coding region runs from base 1 to 1212 and encodes 403 amino acids. NCBI's taxonomy places the organism in Eukaryota, Fungi, Ascomycota, Leotiomycetes, Helotiales, Mollisiaceae. The transcript is spliced from 2 exons.